This is a messenger RNA of Salvelinus sp. IW2-2015, 1080 nucleotides long. RefSeq names its product glutamine amidotransferase-like class 1 domain-containing protein 3, mitochondrial. The transcript has 5 exons. NCBI's taxonomy places the organism in Eukaryota, Metazoa, Chordata, Actinopteri, Salmoniformes, Salmonidae. The record is from RefSeq and is a predicted model, not a curated record. The coding region runs from base 102 to 776 and encodes 224 amino acids.
AGUCUCCAGUCCCCGCCUCCAUGGGAGGGGCCACAGAAGGAGGAUAUUAACGCAGUAGCGUUCGGAGUGAAUAGGAAGACCUACUAUUGUAACAAGAAGUCAUGGUGAAGUGCAUAGCAAUAGUUCUGUCAGGGUGUGGGGUCUACGAUGGGACAGAGAUCCACGAGGCGUCUGCUGUGCUGGUCCACCUCAGCAGGGCUGGAGCUAAGGUCCAGAUGUUUGCCCCUGACGUGGAUCAGAUGCAUGUGGUGAACCACUGCGAGGGGAAACCCACGGAGGAGAAACGCAACGUCCUGCAGGAGAGUGCUCGUAUCGCCCGCGGUGACGUGUCAGAUCUUACCAAACUGGACAUCACCGCUUUCGACGCCCUCGUCAUCCCAGGUGGUUUUGGCGUGGCCAAGAACCUUUCUGACUGGGCUGUGAAGGGGAAGGAGUACACAGUUCAGCCCCAGGUAGAGAAGCUGAUUAAGGGGUUCCACGAAGUAGGCAAGCCCCUGGCUAUGUGCUGCAUCUCCCCUGUCCUGGCUGCUAGGGCCCUGCCGGGAUGUGAGAUCACUGUGGGACAGGACAACGAGUGUGAGAGAUGGCCCUAUGCCCAGACGGCAACCACCAUGACUGAGCUGGGCUGUAAACACGUGAAUAAGAAUGUGGGGGAGGUGCACGUCGACGUAAAGAACAAGCUGGUCACCACCUCUGCCUUCAUGUGUAACGCUCCAAUACACGAGGUGUUUGAUGGGGUGGGUGUCAUGGUUACAGAGCUGCUCAAACUGGCCUAGAAAGUCUGGGAAUCAGAAUGCUGAUUUUGUUUUUGUCCCAAAUGGCACUCUAUUCCCUUGUUAUAGUGCUUAUGGGCCUUSAUCAAAAGAAGUGCACUGUAUAGGAUGUKAUUUAGGACUCUCACUUAGAAUCAUGUUUGUUGUUUUCCAGGAGACCAUCCUGAACUGAUUUGACUAGUGUCACUUACUGGAUUGUUUAGAAAGCUGAAACAGACAUCAGAAGCUACAUGUUUCUGUUGCACCAUAUGUACUGUGAUCUGUGCUACUAUUUAAAAUUGUAAUAAAAGUGAUGUAAAACAAUCAA